Molecule: messenger RNA, 2753 nt
Organism: Periophthalmus magnuspinnatus
Lineage: Eukaryota; Metazoa; Chordata; Actinopteri; Gobiiformes; Gobiidae
Gene: tacr1a
Product: tachykinin receptor 1a
Exons: 5
Coding region: 228-1502 (424 amino acids)
Biological process (GO): G protein-coupled receptor signaling pathway; positive regulation of flagellated sperm motility
Cellular component (GO): plasma membrane; sperm midpiece
Molecular function (GO): substance P receptor activity
Source: RefSeq, a predicted model, not a curated record
AGAGCAGAGCGCGAACAGCGUCAGACACAGCCUGGACACGGAGAGCGAGACGCGUAAAAGGCACAUUUUACGCACGGCGCGGACUGAACAGUUUGCGAGUAGAUCGUAACCUGUUACCUUAUAUUUGAACUAUUUCAGUCAAAGUCUGUUAUUUCCGAGACAGUUAUGUAGUGUAUACUGUGCGUAAUCCACUAAACGAUUUAACAGCACAUUCCUGUAACUUAAAAAUGGACAUUCUCUUCAACAGUACGGGGGCGCCUGUCUGGACCACCAGCAGCCCCAACGACACCCACAACGGGACCGAGUACUGGAACCAGUUCGUACAGCCGGUGUGGAGGAUCGUGCUGUGGGCAAUAGCGUACAGUUGUAUUGUCAUAGUCUCCGUGGUCGGUAACGUUACUGUGAUUUGGAUUAUCAUGGCACACAAGCGCAUGAGGACCGUCACGAACUAUUUCCUCCUGAAUCUGGCGUUUGCCGAAGCGUCGAUGUCUGCUUUCAACACCGUUAUCAACUUUACUUACGCCGUGCACAACGAGUGGUACUUCGGGCUGGUGUACUGCCGUUUCCACAACUUCUUUCCCAUCGCUGCGGUCUUCGCCAGCAUCUACUCCAUGACAGCCAUCGCCUUGGACAGGUACAUGGCCAUCAUCCACCCCCUGCAGCAGCGCAUGUCGUCCACGGAGACCAAGGUGGUAGUGGCAGUGAUCUGGGUCCUGGCUCUGCUCCUGGCCUUUCCGCAGUACUACUACUCCAACACUGACCAGCUGCCCGGCCGAGUGGUCUGCUACAUCGACUGGCCCAAUUACACCUUCUGUGACUUCAAGAAAAUGUACUAUGUGUGUGUGGCUAUCCUGAUCUACUUUCUGCCACUGCUGGUGAUGGGCUGUGCUUAUCUGGUGGUGGGCCUGUCUUUGUGGGCCAGUGAGAUCCCAGGAGAUUCCUCAGACCGGUACAAGGAGCAACUGACUGCCAAGCGCAAGGUGGUGAAGAUGAUGAUUGUAGUCGUGUGCACGUUCGCCAUCUGCUGGUUACCAUACCACGUGUAUUUCCUGUUGCACCAGUUUUUCCCAGACAUGUUUGAGGAGCGCUACAUCCAACAAGUCUAUCUGUUCAUCAUGUGGCUGGCCAUGAGCUCCACCAUGUACAACCCCAUCAUCUACUGCUGCCUCAAUGACAGGUUCCGCGCCGGUUUCAAACAGGCUUUCCGCUGCUGCCCAUGCGUCCCCCGUGGCUCCUACGAAGGUCUAGAACUCAAGUCGACCCGGUACCUCCAAACCCAAACCAGCGUCUACAAAGCCAGCCGUAUGGAGACCAGCGUGUCCACCGUUCUCCAGGUAGGGGAUGACGGGGACCAAGCCAAGGCUAAAUCUGUCACCGCCUCUGGGUCAGCUCUCCUCAACUCCUCCCUGGACCUCACCUCCAAUGGCUCCUUGUCCCGGAGCAUGUCCAAAACUGUAUCGGAGGCGUCCAGCUUCUAUUCCAGUAACAACCUUCAUGACUAGAAAGGGUUGGAACGAUCUGGAGAGAGUGAGAUUGUACUUGUCACUGCUUUGGCGUUGUCUAAAAAUCCAAUGUGAAUUUGUAAAAAAAACAAAAAAAGUGGCAAUAGAUUUGUAAAUAUAUUGGAUUAAUGAACCCAGGUUAUUCACAGUGAUUUGUUGCUCAAAUGUUUAGAACAUUGCUUUUAAUGGCAGUAUUUGGCUCACGUCGUUUUUGUUUGUUUUUUUCAUAGAAGUUAUGAUUUUUCCUACUAUACAUUGAUUAACCCACCACUUAUUUUAGUUUCAAACAUUAAAUGUUCUACAGUUUUUUAUCAUUUGAGAGUUUGAAAAUUAGUGUGACGCUAACUUUACUUAAAUUUUACCUGGCCAAAAUGAAUCAAUGAAUGAAUGCGUGAGUUGUUGUACAUUUCCAAGUGUUAUCCCAAUCAAUGUCUUGUCUUGGGAGUCCUGUCUGAUGCCCACCUGGGAUUGAUAAAAGAGACUUUAAGAAGACUCCCACACACUGUCUCACUCUUGGUUCAGUUUUAUUAGUGCAAUGUUUUGGUUCCUCUGACCUUCCGUUCAGUCAAGUGCCUCUCCUCCAACGCACCUGUUGCCCAGUCAGUUGUGUAGUCUACUCAGAAACAUUGACAAAAGAAAAAAAUCAUGUUAUUCAUUUUAGAGCUUAUUCAUCCAUUUCCUUCCACUUAUCGGGGGGCCGGUUCGCAGGGGUAGCAGUCUAAGCAGAUUCCCAGACUUCCCUCAACCCAGACACUUCCUCCAGUGGGACCCAAAUGUGUUCCCAGGUCAGGAUCCUGGUGGGACAUGCCCAGAUACCUGCUAGUGCCAAUGGCUUAAAUUGGUACAAAGAAGCUUUUUAGUAAAAGUACUGGACAUUAUAAAUUCAAGUCCCAGCUCUGAUGAAUGUUAAAAACUCUCUCUCGUACUGUGCAAGGGAUCCCCAGCUGCUCAAGUCAAACCACGCCAUUCCAAUCUGAACUCAUUUUAAAUUUUGGAUUGAACAAAUCCAUUUAAAAUCCCAAGUCUCCUGCUCUCUUUUCUCUCUGUUCUCUCUCUUUCUCCCUCUCUCUCACUCACCAGAAUUACACAUCCUCAUUCACACUAGCUCCAUGACUUCACACCAUCUAUUUUAGAUGGAGGCUCCGACAUGUAAUUGAAAAGUCAUGAACACACCGGCAGCCUGGGCUAUGUCUUCUUUGAAUUCAGCCCUCCCCAGGAAAGAAUCAACCUAAAACAUUUGUCAUUUGUGCU